Molecule: messenger RNA, 497 nt
Organism: Alexandromys fortis (reed vole)
Lineage: Eukaryota; Metazoa; Chordata; Mammalia; Rodentia; Cricetidae
Gene: Mrpl52
Product: mitochondrial ribosomal protein L52
Exons: 5
Coding region: 12-476 (154 amino acids)
Biological process (GO): mitochondrial translation
Cellular component (GO): mitochondrial large ribosomal subunit
Molecular function (GO): structural constituent of ribosome
Source: RefSeq, a predicted model, not a curated record
GGGACCCGCGAAUGAAAACCACAUUCAAGAUGUCGGCUUCCGGUUUGCCCCGCAGCGUCGCGCGUGGCCAUCGGGGCCACGCCCACUUCCGGUCCCUUUGCCACGGCAUGGCUGCGUUGGGGUCUUGGCUGUCCAUAGGUGUCCGGAGGUUGCACUGCAGCGCAGCGGCUCGGGCCGGCGGCCAGUGGCGACUUCAACAGGGACUGGCUGCCAACCCUUCCGGCUAUGGGCCCCUCACGGAGCUUCCUGACUGGUCUUUCGCCGAUGGCCGUCCUGCUCCCCCAAUGAAAGGCCAACUUCGAAGAAAAGCUCAAAGGGAGAAGCUUGCAAGACGAGUUGUACUGCUGACACAGGAAAUGGAUGCUGGAUUACAGGCAUGGAAGCUCAGGCAGCAGAAGUUGGAGGAAGAAAGGAAGCAGGAACAUGGUCUUAAACCCAAGGGGAUUUCACUGAGAAGUCCACUUCCACGUCAAUAAAAAACAACUCCAUUCACACUU